Molecule: messenger RNA, 1686 nt
Organism: Bathycoccus prasinos
Lineage: Eukaryota; Viridiplantae; Chlorophyta; Mamiellophyceae; Mamiellales; Bathycoccaceae
Product: Multidrug resistance protein 2
Exons: 1
Coding region: 1-1686 (561 amino acids)
Biological process (GO): transmembrane transport
Cellular component (GO): membrane
Molecular function (GO): transmembrane transporter activity
Source: RefSeq, a predicted model, not a curated record
AUGUUACGCAGAGCGGUGGUGUCCUCCGCGAAGACGAAGACGAAGCGAGAAGAGCUGUUGUUCUGGACUGGUGUCGUCGAAAAGGCUUUGUUUUCUUCUUCGACUGCAGAUGAUGACGAGAGGAAGACGGGAGGACGAAAGACGAAGAAGAAAUCACCGAAGAUACCAACGCCGUCACCUCUACCUCCUCCUCCGACGACGGCAACAUCAUCGUCAUCGAAAAUCGUCCCUUCAGAGAACCAUAUUGAAGGAACUCGGCACAUUUUUCCUGUUUCAGACUUUCUCAAAGAGAACAAGGAAAUCCUCUCCAUCUGCGGCCUUUCGUUCGCGUGCGCGAUGGGACACGGUAUCUUAGCGCCUACCAUUCCGUCGUUUGCGAGUACCGAGUUACAUCUGUCGGGUGCGCAGAUUGGUUCUAUUCUCAGCGCGUUCGCGGCGGCGAGAUUGUGCGUGAACACGCCGGCUGGGUAUUUUGCGGAUAAGUUUGGAAGGAAGAAAUUGUUGUGGUUCGGUCCGAUGGUUACGACGAUGGCGAAUAUGAGCACUUUUACGAGCGGAUCUUAUUACGAGUUGUUGGGAGCGCGCUUUUUAGCGGGAGUUGGAUCUUCAAUGUAUACGACUGGAGCGUCGGUAAGUUUGAGCGAUAUCGCGAAAACAGAAAACAAAGGGAUGAUGAAUGGAGGAAACGCAAUGAACAUGCAUCAAGGCGCUGCUUUGGCUGGAGCGGCCAUAGGCCCGGGGUUGAUUUCCGCGAUGUACGCGUUAGGUGGCGAGGAUAUUCGAACGCCUUUUUUAUUCGCGACGGCGUUGAGUGGAAGUUUGAGCGCGGUGGCGUUGUACGCGGCGCCAGAGACGAAGCAUUUAUCGUCUUCGUCGUCGUCGUCGACGACGACGUCUUCCACUAAUGAAGGCGGUGAUGAAACGACAACAUCGACGACGCCAACAUCCGAGAAAAAAACACAGCUCUUACAACCCGGCGGUUCGAUGACGAUGGACGCGUCUCUGACGCUUAACAAAGACGCCAUAGAGAAGCAAAAGUCACCGUCGGCUUCGGCAGAUAGUAGGCAGUUGGGUAUGCUCGUCAAACGUUCCGAUUUCUGGUCGGUGUGUUUCUUGAACUCUGCUUUAUUUUUCGCCGGCGCCGGCGGAAGAGGCGCCGUUUUACCUAUAUUAGCCAUUUCGCACGGCAUGGACGCGCAAAAUCUAGGCAUGCUCUUCUCAGCUAUGGCCACGACGAGUUUGAUUGGAUUAGUCCCUUCCUCGAAACUCAUCACUACGUUUGGUGCUCGAAACGUCAUCGCGCCGACGACGGUUCUCUCUUCGCUCGCCGUCAUGGCCAUCGCGGGAAGCUCCACCGACGCUGGUUUCGCCGCAGCGUGCGUCUCGUGGGCCGCUGCUUCGAGCAUCAUGGGUGCUGCUCCGAUGACAUUUGUCGCCGAAAUAGCCCCAAGAAAAGCUAGCGGAGCCGCUUUGAGCAUAUACCGCAACUCAGGCGAUGUCGGACUGUUACUCGGCCCCGUUUUAAGCGGCUUAGCGGUAGAUUUUUUCGGAAGCGAAGUCGCUUUGGCCAUGAACGCGAGCGUCCUAGUCUCCGCGGCGUUGGCGUUCCACGUGAGUAAAACAAGUCGAGAGAAGAUGAAGAAGAAGGAAAUGCUCCAACAAGAACGGCACAGAAGUAGUAAGUAG